Molecule: messenger RNA, 507 nt
Organism: Staurois parvus
Lineage: Eukaryota; Metazoa; Chordata; Amphibia; Anura; Ranidae
Source: the annotation of a GenBank genome assembly
GGGGUCCAGCACCCGCCACUCCGCCUGAGGGCCCGAGACCUGUCGCUCCAUCUGGGGGGUCCGGCGCCUGUCGCCCCUCCUGGGGGCCCGACGCCUGUUGCCCCUCUGCCUGGGGGGCCCGAUGCCGGUCGCCCCGCCUGGGGACUCGAUGCCUGUCGCCCCGCCCGGGGGCCCGAUGCCUGUCGCCCCGCCCGGGGGCCCGAUGCCUGUCGCCCCCGCCCGGGGGCCCGCUGCCUGCUGCUCCGCCCGGGGGCCCGCUGCCUGCUGCUCCGCCCGGGGGCCCGCUGCCUGCUGCUCCGCCCCGGGGGCCCGCUGCCUGCUGCUCCGCCUGGUGGCCCGCUGCCUGCUGCUUCGCCUGUCGGCCCGAUGUGCCUCUGCUCGGAGUCCGGCCCGAUGUGCCUCUGCCCGGGGUCCUGCCCGAUGUGCCUCUGCCCGGAGUCCGGCCCGAUGUGCCUCUGCCCGGGAGUCCAGCCCGAUGUGCCUCUGCCCGGAGUCCCCUGCCCGAUG